AUGACCACCACAUCGGCAAAUAUCUACGGCAAUAACUCCAAAGUUGAAGUGGAUGCCCUUCAUAAAGAGAUAGCACGAUUGUCUCUCGAGCAGCGAUCCCUGAUUCGCUAUUCAUACAAGGUUUAUGGAAGCAGAAGCUACAAGGAACGGGCUCGGCUUAUUUGUAAGCAUAUGGUGCCUGCACUAUUGGAGGUUUUGAACAUUUGUAUGGAUAGACAAAUAACUCCAGAGAUAUCACAAGCAUGGGAAAGGCUAUAUGACAUCAUCGGCAAUAUGAUCGGUCUGCAGAAGGGCAUAAGAAGACACGAUAUGUAA
Messenger RNA from Cooperia oncophora, 315 nucleotides. NCBI's taxonomy places the organism in Eukaryota, Metazoa, Nematoda, Chromadorea, Rhabditida, Trichostrongylidae. The record is from the annotation of a GenBank genome assembly.